This is a messenger RNA of Felis catus (domestic cat), 1293 nucleotides long. Its product is annotated as formin-like protein 1. NCBI's taxonomy places the organism in Eukaryota, Metazoa, Chordata, Mammalia, Carnivora, Felidae. The coding region runs from base 1 to 957 and encodes 318 amino acids. The transcript has 3 exons. The record is from RefSeq and is a predicted model, not a curated record.
AUGACACUCAAGAGCGCUGUGCGGGCAAAUGACAUAAGGGACAUGAAACAUUUUCGCCAGGGCCGGCGACGGCGGCUGACACACGUGCUGAACGGGGUAAGCGAGUCACCAGCCCAAGGUCACGUUUGCGGGAGGGAGGCUAGGCGUCUCGGAGGCGGGCAGCAGCCGUCUCAGGGCUGUGGGACCCUCGGAGCCGCCCGCCCCGGCCCUCCUCUCGCCCUCCGCUCGCGCGCGGGGUCCGGACGCCGUGGCCGCGCCGCCUUACCCGAGCCCCCUUCUCGAUUCUCCGCCUCGCGGGGCCACAGCAGAGCGCGGGGACCCCGGGCCGCUCGGCCACAGAAGCCCAGCCCACUCGCCGGCUCUAGGACGCUGUUGCCCGAGCAACGGCGACACUCGUUGAUUGGAAUAGGAGCCUGCGCACCCGACAAGGAGAGCAGCUCCGAUUGGCUAAGCCGAUACGAAGCCGAGGCUCAGAGCGGGGUCUUCUGUCCCGGGACACGCAGCUGGUCUAUGGCAGAACCGGAGUUAGAACCAAGGCAGGCCAGGCCCUGCUCUCCGUUGUCGGGGAGAAGGGACCAGAGGGGCAGCCUUGCUGAGGGGCCCCCUGCACCCAUUUCUGGCGGCGGCGAAGCGAUCGUCCGCUGUCACGCUGGGCAACCUGACUGCACAUCGCGGGGAAGCUGGUCUUCUCACCGAGGGGUACUGUCAUCUUCUCUUGCUCAGACCCCCCGCACCCUCCCUCCCCAUCCCCGGCACCUGGCCUCACCUCCAGUCCCCUCGACUCCAAACGACUGGAGCACACUGUUGUCUCGCAGCCUCUUAGACGCCCAUCUCUUCUGCUCUUCUUCCAAAGAGAGGCUGCUCUUCUUCCAGCCUCUCCACGUCUGCCCUCAAUCCCACCCACCCCCACCCCCACCCCCACCCCCCAAUGGCCUUCUCAGAGACUUCAUUGCUUAGGUCAGCCAGUGCUCAAGAAUGUGCCCUGGGAACCGCUGGCGGUCCUGAGACCCUUUCAGGGAGUCCAUAAUCGUCCAAACUGUUCCCAUAGUAAUAGGAAGAUGGGACUCGCCUUUUCACUCUUACUUUCUCUUGAGGGGUGCAGUAGGGUUUUCUAGAAGCUACACGAUGUGUGACACUGCAACAGAUUGAAUGCAGACGGAGAUGGGAGAUUCCAGCUGUCUUCUCUGAAGUCAGACAUUAAAGAGAUUUGCAAAAAUAUAAAACUGCCUCUCUUUUCACACACUUUGUUUUGGAAAGCAUAAUAAUUUUUCAUUAAAAAAAGUUCAUACGUAA